AUGGAAAAGUUUCGACGCAAAGUCGCGCGGAAGAAAGGAUGGCAGUUUGAGCGGCAGCUGAACUUCAACACGUGUCUGACCAACUCGGCUAAACCGGGCGAGAACCUGGUCAACGACGGCUGGACAGACAUGCCGCGUGGUCUGCCAUCCUGGGCUCGCCCAGCCAUGGGAUCGUGGACCUCUCGCCCGAGAGCCUGGAGGAGCAGGCAACCAGGUUCCACGUCUGCGCCAGGGCUGACCAGCCCGUCUGGGACCCCGGCAGGGCAGCCAACAGUGAUUGAAUACACAACACACAGGUUAAGACAGGAUGUGGACUUUGCUGUCCAACCUUCAGCUGCUGCUGGUCAAAUUCAAAUUAAAAAUAUGUUACUGGGGAUCACCACUGAAUCUCCAACUUAA
Monascus purpureus is the source of this 399-nucleotide messenger RNA. NCBI's taxonomy places the organism in Eukaryota, Fungi, Ascomycota, Eurotiomycetes, Eurotiales, Aspergillaceae. The record is from the annotation of a GenBank genome assembly.